AUGCAAGUAAGAACGUUAAGAAGUAAAAAUAAAACAGAAGUAGAGCAGGCACUGCGAUCUGUAUUGAAUACCGACGAUGCUAGAGGCUUAACUCGCCUGUUCACCGACGCAGGACGUGAAUUUGUAAAUAAUGCAGUGAAUGCAUUACUCCGCGAACGAAAUAUGCGUUGGUAUACAACACACUCUAAAGAAAUAAAGGCAAGCAUUGCCGAAAGACAUAUAAGAACCCUUAAAGGACUCAUUUAUAAAUACCUAACCCUUAAAAAUACACUGCGAUAUGUCGAUGCACUUCAGGACAUCGUAUUGGCCUACAACGGGCGCGCUCACGCGGGUUUGAAAGGUGCAACACCUACGGAGGUGCAUCGCCAUUAUACAUCGACUCAGUGGCAACGUCUCUUCCGGCAAAUGUACUCCCCUUCGCUAACCGGAACUAUAAAAAAAGGACGUUCAUCAGCAGACAAUCAGAAGCUAAAAGUAGGGGUUACCGUGCGCAUCUCCGCACGUUCCCGCACCGACGUAUUUCGCAAAGGUUACGAAACACAAAAUACGGAGGAGAUAUUUAAAAUCCGACAGAUUGAUCGCCGACAAAACUUAAUCGGGUAUUAUCUUGAAGAUCUGAGCGGUGAAGCGAUACAAGGUUUGUUUUACCGCGAAGAGCUCAUUCCUACUGCGCUGCCAAGCUCUUAUCCAUAUAAGAUUUUAUCAUCGCGUUGGAACAAAAGCAAGAAGCAAAGAGAGUAUCUCGUUCACUGGAUCGGUUAUCCAGACAAAUUUAACUCUUACAUUACAGCUGAUGAUAUGCACCCUGAACCAUGA
Molecule: messenger RNA, 816 nt
Organism: Penaeus chinensis
Lineage: Eukaryota; Metazoa; Arthropoda; Malacostraca; Decapoda; Penaeidae
Exons: 1
Coding region: 1-816 (271 amino acids)
Biological process (GO): DNA integration
Molecular function (GO): nucleic acid binding
Source: RefSeq, a predicted model, not a curated record